CAUGAUAUCAGAUAUAUUAAACCGAGCCAUCAAGGUAUUCAGUCAUUGUGUUUCGCGUUAUAAUUUUUUAUUGAUUUGAGAAUUAAUAAAUUAUUUUAGUUAAAAUUGUAAUUUCUACGUUAUCAUUUUUAGUGAAACAUUUUUCGAAGAUAUGGUAUACCUAUAAGUGUUAACCAUUUCCAAAUGGUAAAAAUGGCCCAAUUUUUAUUUAGAGGACUCCGGCAGUACAGUACGAAAUUGGGGAAAACAGCAUUGUGUUGCAAAUGUGAGCUGAAUACAUUCAAAUUGAUAUCGUAUGUGCGUCCAUCAUUCUGUUUAUCGUUAAACAAGUUCUAUAGUUCUGAAGUAGAAAAAAAAUCUGAAACAUUAGAAACAUCCCGUUUGAUCGAUCAAUUAGAUUUAUUUGGUGAAAAUAAAGAUGAAAGACAAAAAGAGAAAGACAAGGCCAUAAAAAAUUUGAAAAUUGGUUUUUUUUUUAUUGGUGCUUCAUUAAUAUUGGUAUUGGGCUCUGGCCUUUAUGUCUUAAUGGAUGAGAAUUACUAUAAACAUGAUGAAGAUGAAAAAGAAUCGUAUUUAUUACGUUUAUAUAAGCGUGGAACAAAUGCAAUUGGUGGAUUUUUUGAGUCUAUGAGAGCUCCUUCAUAUGAAAAAUUAUUACCAGAUCCAUUACCUUAUCCAUAUAUUCAACCGCCAUACACAUUAAUAAUAGAAAUGACAGACUUGCUCAUUCACCCUGAAUGGACAUAUACAACUGGAUGGAGAUUUAAGAAGAGGCCAAACGUAGAUCAUUUUCUUGAACAAGUAUCUCAAAACUAUGAAAUAGUUGUGUUCACAGCUUCAAAUGGCUUCAAUGUUUAUCCAAUUUUAGACAGUUUGGAUAAAAAUAAUGUAAUUAUGUAUAGACUUGUUAAAAAUGCUACAGAUUACAUUGAUGGGCAUCAUGUGAAAAACUUAGAUCGUAUUAACCGUGAUUUAUCUAAAGUAAUUGUGAUCGAUUGGAAUGUAGAUUCAGUAAAAUUACAAAGAGAAAAUGCAUUAGUAAUUCCUAGAUGGACGGGUGAAGACAGUGACCAACAAUUGAUUCAAUUAGCAGAGUUCUUAAAUGUAGUUUCUGCCAGCGAAGUAACAGAUGUAAGAGAAGUUUUAUCAUAUUAUAAACAGUUUAAUAACCCACUCGAAGUUUUCAAAGAAAAUCAAAGGAAAUUGUUGGAAAUGCAAGAAGAACAAAAACUUAUCUCUGGCUCACUUCCAGUAAACAAAGCUAGAGGUUCCUGGAAAGAUAAAUAUCUAUAUGGAAAAUAAAUUUUUAAUUAUUACAUAUUUGUGUUGUUUUUUUUUUAUUUAUAUUAAAAAUAAAUAGUAGAAAUGAAUACCUAAUGUUUGACUUUUAUUUUAAAUAGAGAAAGAACCUGCCCAUUUGCAAGGAGAAGUUGAAUACAUUUUUUUAUUAUUACUAAAUAACCUAUUUACAAAUGGAUGGAUGAAGAAAGGUGAAGUCACAUUUUGUCAAAUUUUACAUUAUACAUCAAUUUUUUAAGGAAUUUCACUGCGAACUGAUUGGUGACACAGAAAUGUAUCUAUAAUCUAUCUGCUUUUAGUGUUGUGUGUCAUGAUAACAUGUACAUUUAAAUAUUCUAUAAUAUAGACUAUAUUAUAUCAGGAGUUGGGAACCUUUUCAAGUAAAUAAGCUUUUUUUUAAAAAAAAUUGUAAAACCAUGAUUUUCAAAGAGCCGCAAUGGUUAAGAUAAAAAAAACAUUGGUACCAAAGUACAAAAAAUAACUAAUAUAUUUUUCUAAGCAAUUUCAUUGGGAAUUGGUAGACAUAUAAUCAAACUUUCAUUGGCAUUUUAUGGGUCCAGCUCUAGAUCUAGAAAGUCUAUAUAUUGAUUAAUUUUCUUAAGAGACAGAUUGCAUGUUAAAAAGCCGCAGGUUCCCAAUCCCCGAUAUAUAUACAAGGUUAUAUUAUAAACUUUUAGUAAAUUAUUCAGUUUUCUUGGUCUCCUAAAGUUAUAUAAUUUGACUUGUACCCAGGGCCAUAUUUGAUAGAAGGUUUUAAGGACACUUACUCUGGGCAGCAGAUGUGUAGAGGGGCUUCUAGAUGCCGAAAUACUAUAUAAAAAAAAAUUUAAAACUUUUGACUCUUGGCUUAGGAAAUUUAUGAAAAAAAAAAUAUUGAUUUGUAUUUAUAUAAUUUGGGCUACAAAUCAAUACGUCAAGAUUUCAUGAGACAACAUAAUGGCAAUGGGGCAUCCAACAAUCACAAAGUAUUUUAGUAUUUAGGUAUAAAUGUUCUAGUAGUUAUAUGAUUUAUUUUUGAAUACAAUAAAUAAACACUUAACAGCUAAUUUAGUCGUUCAGUGUCCAGUGUUUGAACUGUUGCGUGCAAGCAUAUACUUUCGUUUCAUGUAGUCGUGUAUGCGUAAUUACAUUCGGUUUUUUUAGAUUCUGAGUGUAGCGAAGAAUGUAUUAGUUUUACAAAGAUGUUUAUUAUUUUUAUUUUUUAUCUGAACACGGUUUCUACCAGAAACCUUACUCUGAUGUAUACGAUGUAGAACCUUUUCUGAAAGGAAAUUUUUUUCAAGAGUUUUCUCAUCAAAUAUGAAAAACCGAAAAGAACAAGAAAAUGUAUGAAUAUAUUAGUAAAAUAUUAUGAUUUUUUUUUUUUUUUGUGUACAACUUUGAUUCACUUGUUAAAUUAAGGAUAUUGUAUUGAAGUGAUUGUAAUCCAAUAGUUUUAAAUAGUUUUAAGAAG
This is a messenger RNA of Cinara cedri, 2752 nucleotides long. The record is from the annotation of a GenBank genome assembly. NCBI's taxonomy places the organism in Eukaryota, Metazoa, Arthropoda, Insecta, Hemiptera, Aphididae.